AUGCCUAAAAAUAGCAAAGUUGCAAAGAGGGAACUUGAUGAAGAUGUCACAGAGUCUGUCAAGGACCUUCUUUCCAAUGAGGACAUGAAUGACGAUCAAUUUAAAAGGAGUGCAUUAUAUGUAGAUGACUCCCAAACUGACAAAGAUGUGGACAUUGAAGAAGGAUCUGAUAUUGAAGAAGAAAGGCCAGCCUGGAAUAGCAAACUUCAGUACAUUCUGGCACAGGUUGGAUUCUCAGUUGGCUUAGGCAAUGUAUGGCGAUUCCCAUAUUUAUGCCAAAAAAAUGGUGGAGGUGCUUACCUCGUGCCUUAUUUGAUUUUACUGCUCAUUAUUGGGAUCCCACUGUUUUUCUUGGAGCUUGCUGUGGGCCAAAGGAUCCGACGUGGCAGUAUUGGUGUAUGGAAUUUCAUCAGCCCCAGACUUGGAGGAAUUGGAUUUUCAAGCUGCAUUGUGUGCUUCUUUGUCGCUCUGUACUAUAAUGUUAUUAUUGGGUGGAGCUUCUUUUAUUUGUCAAAGUCCUUUCAGCAUCCAUUGCCCUGGGAUCAAUGUCCCUUGGAAAAAAAUGGCAGCCAGACCUUUGUUGUGCCUGAAUGUGAGAAAAGCUCUGCCACUACAUAUUUCUGGUACCGAGAGGCGCUGAAUAUAUCUAACUCUAUCUCAGAGAGUGGGGGUCUGAACUGGAAAAUGACUAUCUGCCUCUUCAUAGCCUGGCUUAUGGUUUGUCUUGCCAUGAUCAAAGGCAUUCAAUCUUCAGGAAAGGUGAUGUAUUUUAGUUCUCUGUUUCCCUAUGUUGUACUUAUCUGCUUCCUGGUUCGAGGUCUUCUCCUGAAAGGUUCUUUGGAUGGAAUCCGUUACAUGUUUACCCCUAAGUUGGAAAUUAUGUUGGACCCUCAGGUCUGGAGAGGGGCUGCAACCCAAGUAUUCUUUGCCCUCGGGCUAGGGUUUGGCGGUGUGAUUGCUUUCUCCAGUUACAACAAACGAGAUAACAACUGCCAUUUUGAUGCUGUCCUUGUCUCCUUCAUCAACUUCUUUACAUCUGUGUUAGCAACACUGGUAGUGUUUGCUGUCUUGGGCUUUAAAGCGAAUAUUAUCAAUGAAAAAUGUAUUGUGAGAAACACAGACAAGAUCCUGGAAAUGCUUAAAGUAGGUGCAGUCAGUCAUGAUCUCAUUCCUCAUCAUGUUAAUUUAUCAGAUGUUUCAGCAACGGAUUAUCAUCAGAUGUACAACAUUAUAAAGGAGGUGAAGGAAGAGGAAUUUCCAAAGUUAGGCCUGGAUUCAUGUCAAUUAGAGGAUGAACUUAACCAGGCUGUGCAGGGAACAGGCUUAGCCUUCAUUGCCUUCACUGAGGCCAUGACGCACUUCCCAGCAUCACCCUUCUGGUCAGUGUUGUUCUUCCUGAUGUUAGUAAAUCUGGGCUUGGGCAGCAUGUUUGGCACCAUUGAAGGAAUACUCACCCCUCUUGUAGACACAUUCAAAAUGCGCAAAGAAAUUCUCACCAUUGGCUGUUGUCUCGUGGCUUUCAGUGUAGGUCUCCUCUUUGUGCAGCGCUCUGGAAACUACUUUGUAACCAUGUUUGAUGAUUACUCCGCCACACUACCCCUGCUAAUUGUGGUCAUCCUGGAAAAUAUUGUUGUCGCUUGGGUUUAUGGCACAGAUAAGUUCAUGGAGGACUUGAAGGAUAUGCUUGGAUUCACUCCUUUCAGAUAUUACUAUUACACAUGGAAAUACAUUUCUCCACUUAUUUUGAUUGCUUUGCUUGUGGCAAGCAUUGUCCAGAUGUGUUUGAGUCCACCAGGCUACGAGGCCUGGAUUAGUGAAUUGGGUACCGACAGAUUUCUGAGUUACCCAACGUGGGGCUUGGCUGUCUGUAUUGGCCUUGUGUUAGUCGCCAUACUCCCUGUCCCAGUCAUCUUCAUCAUCCGUUAUUUUAACAUAAUGGAUGAUGGCUCCAACUCUCUGGCCUCAGUCUCUUACAAAAAGGGACGGAUUCUGAAGGAGAACUCCAACUUGGAAGAAGAUGAUGCCAGUCUUCUACACAGCAAGACCCCAACUGAGAUGCACUCGCCAAUGGUUGGAAACAACAUUUACCGAAAACAAAAUGGAUCCCCCACUCCGGAAGCAGACACAGCUCCAAACGGCCGCUAUGGCAUUGGAUACUUAAUGGCUGACAUGCCUGAAUCAGACUUGUAG
Messenger RNA from Hemiscyllium ocellatum (epaulette shark), 2190 nucleotides. It is a transcript of the gene slc6a15, whose product is annotated as solute carrier family 6 member 15. Gene Ontology annotation, molecular function: proline:sodium symporter activity. Bases 1 to 2190 code for a protein of 729 amino acids. Gene Ontology annotation, cellular component: plasma membrane. Gene Ontology annotation, biological process: L-leucine transport; sodium ion transmembrane transport. The transcript has 11 exons. The record is from RefSeq and is a predicted model, not a curated record. NCBI's taxonomy places the organism in Eukaryota, Metazoa, Chordata, Chondrichthyes, Orectolobiformes, Hemiscylliidae.